AUGGGGAGGACACCAACCCAAGUCCAACGGCACUCGCCUGAGACCUCCCUGCUCGUCGUCUCAGGACUACGUUUGGUGGUUUCAGGAGCAGCGCUCCCAGCAACGGGCCACCGCCAGCCACGAGCUCGGCCAAAGACAUGGCAGGGCAGAGAGUCACCACACUUCGGUCUGCUGUCUGAGGUCGCCAGUCGCUUAGACAAGGACGUCUCCAGCCGGAAAACGGUGGUCCACACGAUUUCACAAGCAGAAGCGCAGGAGCCCUGCGUCCAGUCUCUGUCUGGCAGACUGAACUCUCAGAGCUUGCCUCAGCGCACCAGACGGCACGAGGCAAGCGGCCCGGGUUUUGGCAAGUGCAGUGUGUGCAGUGACGACCCGUGGGCAGGCAAGGAGCAGCUGCUUCACAGGGCCUCCUUGCUCCGGCAUCUGGAGAGCUCGGGUGUCCAACAAGGCACUGCAGGGCCGCAGUGCAAAAGGACCCCCAGCCAUGCCUUUCACCUCGAAGGUCCGAAGGCACUUGCAGAAGCUGUCUGCUGGUGCUUCGGUGGUGCGGAACGGGCCUUCGAUCAGCUUUCGAGAUCCUUUGGCGACAAGGUGGGCCUUCUCCAGCUUUCUGGGCUGCUGGCUUUACUGGAUCUUGACCUUGGGCUCCUCACGGGCGUGCAGGAGCUGGCUGCGUUGGCAGAGCUCUUGGAAGAGAAAACCCUUCCCGUGGCGGCGCUUGUGCGCGGCACGGCCACGAUUCCCGGGACCACUGGCGCCGAUGCCGCUCAGGUGAAGUGGGCCCAGGUCGGCCGCUUCCUGGUGCUGCGCACGCUGCGGGAGCGCGUUCUUCGGCGCUGGUGCAAAGCUGAGCCAGGAAUGCCCGGGGAAUCGACACAGCCAGCUGCAGCCCUGAUCUUGGCUCCGGACGGUGUGCGCAUGUAUGGAGCAGAGCUCCAUGUGAACGUUGAACAUGGGUUAGUCCUGAGGUGCGCCGAUGGCUUGUCUCUGACUGUUGGAACGAUACAGGAGAAGAUUAGCAUGGCCACUUUCGACUCGCAGGACAAUCCGAACUCCAGUGCAGCUGGCACUGUGAUGAACGGUGUUCCUCCUUCCAUGAGGGGCUCACAGAACAUGGAUGGAGAGACAGAACUGUGGGAUUGUACUCUUCAGGAGGCUGGGAUUUGGUACUCAUCGUACUUGCGAUUGGAUGCUCUAGGUGCGUGCGUUAGGCACAAUCUGCAGAUCGAUUCAAACCCAGACGAGACGAAGGCCUUGGACCUUAUUCGCGAGCUGGAGGAUAUAAGGUUGAGGAGGUUUGAGGAGGAGUUGCAGGAGCUUGAGUGCCACAUGCAUGCCUUGGAUAAACCACUGAAUCCCACUGAGGCAGUUCAACGGUACAUUGAUUCGGGCGAUAGGGGUGAUGCCUUGAGGGCUAUCUUCUGUCAACCGUACCUCCGGGAUCUUCCAGAGGAGUUGAAGGUUCAACUAGCCGAGCAGUUGCCUGGUAUGACAGAGACGGCCGGUAAGCAGAUCCUUAAGCGACUCCCGUUGAAGCGAGCCAAGCGCCGAGCCCUGUUGGCAUCUAACCAUUGGGUGGUGCAUCUGUGUUCAGGCUCCGAGGUGAGUGAUGAUCCACUCAAGGCUUGGACCCAGGAACAAGGUUUUGAGCUUUUGCAGGUGGAUGUGCUAUCUGCGGGUGGAAAGGGUUGGAAUCUGCUGAAGAAUUACGGUGUUUGGUCAGUGCUGCUGUGGGCAGCUGCGUCGGGACGUAUUUCUGCGAUACUGGCCUCUCCACCAAAGUCUUCCUUUGAGGCCAAGUCUCCACUGGCGGUACAGGACAUGUUUCUUUGGACGGUGGCAUCCGUUGCUAAGGGCCGGGGAGUUCCCUACUUUAGGUGUUCGAACCUUCCGGUUGGGGACGAGGGCCUGAGACAGGCGUGGAUUGCCUGGUCCAGGAUGGCUGAGGUUCCUCAGACUCCUAAAUCAGAGGGACUUAUUCAUAUUGUUCCAAUGUCCGUGAUCACAAACCUGCCACUGCAACAUUUGGCUACCGAGUCCUUUGAGUUUAUGGGUAAUGGUAGACAGAGUCACAGUAGGGCGUGCGGCAGGUGGACAAUGAGGUUGAGGUCUGAGGUUGUGCAAGCCCUCAGAGGUCGAGUGCCAUGUCCACCUUGUCAUGAGCUUGACAAGGUUAUAUCUGACGGUUUGAAAUCUGCUUCAUCAAAGGGGCAUCAGGAUGCUUCGGGUAGUAAUGAAGGUUUGGAUCCUCGGGUUGAGGUGGUGGGAUCUGCCGGACCUGAUAAGGAUGGGGUUAGUGAUAAUCCAAGAGGAUUGAAACCUCAUGAGGCCUCCGAGUGGCGAGCGCACAUUGCAAAUGGCCAUGUUCCUUACCGACGCGACUGUAGGUUUUGCAUCGAGGGAGCGGGGCUUGGGAUUCAACAUCGCCGUGUGAAGUUUCCUCAGUCCUUCAGUUUAUCCGUGGAUUUAUUCGGUCCUCUUCCAAAGGGAGAGCAUGGUCGCGAUGAGCAAUCGGUAUCAGGUAAUCCGCACGUCAAAUACGGCCUGGUGGGUGCCUUCAGGGUACCUAGAUCUGUUGUCGUGCAAGCGUCCCUACCACAGGAUCCCCAUGGGGUGGCUGAUCUUUUCCCUUCGGAUGUGCUUCUAGAUGAAGACUUGGAUGAGUACGAACCAUCGGUUCUGGAUGAUGGGGAAUUCGAUGACCGUGAUGGGGGACCUCAGCCUGAGUUGGAGUCUCACUCUGAGUUGUUCCGAAAUGAUGAUGGAAUUUUGCCUAGUGCAUCAGCCCAAGCGGUUGAUGGAUCGAACGAGCCUGAAGGGUUAGAGGUUGCUGAAUCCUUGGAGGAUUGGGGUGAUAAGGAGCUUCCUUCCGAUAAGGUUGAGUUUGAGCGGUUGGUGGAAGAGCUGAGUAAGCCAGUCGACAUGGUGGUGUUGCGCUACUUUGUUGCGCUGAAAUCCAAAACCGGGGCAGAUGUUGCCAAUGGUAUUCAGCGUAUGAUACUCUCCAUCAAUAAGAAGUAUCCUGUUCAAAUCCUUCAUUGUGACCAGGGAACUGAGUUCACUUCUUCUGGACUUAACCGUUGGAUGACUGAACACUCAGUGCGAGUUCAGCAUUCAUUGCCAACAGACAAGAAGGCGAACGGUCUUGCCGAGCGGACCGUGGGUUGGGUUAAGUCUAGGGUUAAGACUCUCAUCACGUCGUCCAAGAUUGAUGUAAGGUUUUGGCCUCUCGCUGCAAGAUGGGCUGUGGAGUCGCAUAAUCGCCGGGUUCAUGGAGAGCCCUCACUUCCUGCAUUUGGGCAAGAUGUACUCCAUAAGCUAAAGCGUCCCUCUGGAGCGAUCAAGGAUUUUUCACCGCGCUGGAUUAUGACCAGGUAUAUGGCCCCUCACAUUUCGGUUCCUGAUGGACAUGUGCUUCUCACAGGGGAUGGCAACUUAGUGUCUUCAAAGGGUUUCCGCUCUGGGGUAAUAGAUCCAAGUGCCUUAGAGGAAGCCAAGGUCCCACCUAUCCAGGAGGAGUCUGACGAUUUGGACUUAUUCGGGGAUGAGGAGGAGCAUGAGUCUCUCUCCGUCCCGUUGAGGAGAGUCACCGGUAAGUCCUCGAUUCGCUUUGUUGGGUAUGAUGAGUCCACCGAUUCGGAGGCUUUGGCCAUCUCUGCUAUGAUUCGGGAAGGGUUUGACAAUGAAACAUUCGCGAAGAUUGUUGAUCAUGUCAUCGGGACGGUCCAGCCUACGCCUGAUCGCAGGGGUGAGUUUGAUGAUCGGAUUGUGUCGGGUGCCUAUUGCCACGGAGGCAUUAGAGGCAUGACUAAGCUCACGCAUCAAAACCCUAACCUUACUAGGUAUGUGAAUAGCUUUCUGAGGAGUAGGUUGAAAAAAGGGGAAGGGGAUUGCCUUGUUCCUUCCUGGACCGCGCUCAUGAUCAUGCGCGCUGCGGAUGUUCCUGUACACAAGGACUUUCGUAAUGAAUGGGGCUCCCUCAAUCAUUUGGUACAUGUGCCUGGCAUCCUUAGGCUGUGGGUUCAUCCGGAUGAUGAUGUUCGGAAAGGUGUCUUACCCGAACCGGAUUGGGAAUCACCGAGUUGUGUGACGCUGGCUAACGAGGCCACGGUGUUUGAUGCCAGGAAACCGCAUGCAGUCCAGAAGACGCCGGAUUGGGUGAUUGUGGGUUAUACACCUCUUGGCUCGCGUAAGAUUGAUGAGGUUGUUAGGGUCAACUUGGAAGGAUUGGGGUUCACCUUUGGGUGUAGCGAGCAGGUCACUCCUAAGGUCAGAAUGGUUCUGCAAGAGGACUCAAGCUCGAGUGGCAACGAGUCUAGCCCGGAACAUGGCCAAGGGGAAGCUGCUUCAGUUGACAUGUAUCCCACUCCACUUGAAAGUGACCUGCAGGAAGAUGCAAACACACCCAUCAUAGGCUGGGAUUUUACCAAUGGUAAUCCUGGAGGUUUCCCUCAGUUGAGUACUGAAAACCAGGAUCUGUUAAGGUUCUUGCGCGAACGGGGUGUUGAGUGGAUGUGUGGGAAAUUGAAGGCUUUGGGAAUUGAAACCCCCGAAGACCUGACAUUCCUGUUUCUAGAGGAUCUGAUUGAGUUUGGGAUUCCGGAGCAGGAUGCAAGGCGGGCUUUCAUUGGAAUACAUCCUGUUGGUAUCCACCGUCCUGAUAACCCGAACAACUGCGGUCUCACUACGGGAGAGGUUAGGUUGUUUGACCGGCAGCAGCGCCAGAUACCAUGGAUCUUUCAGAAUAGGACUUUAGGAUAUAAGAAUCCCCCUCCACCGAUUCCGGGCUUGGGUGUGAGAACUGAAGGUCGCGACAAUGGCAGAAAUCAAAGGGAUCCUUACUAUGAGGAUUGGGUUGAGCUGAAUGAUCCAUACAACGUGUAUGGAGCUCACUCACCUCAGGGUACACACGAUGUCCAACAGCCUAGUAGUAGCAGCGAUCGUCCCCCUGAGAUUCCGUUUGCUCUAGAUCUCUUUGAGGAGUCAUCUCAUUCACAGGCUCAUGAUGAAGUUGCUAGUGGUUCAACUUGUAUUCCAAAUUACGGCUCACAGCCCGAUGAGGGAUAUGGUCCACAUGCACUUGAGAUGUUGAGAUUGCAGCGGAUUUGGGACGAGGAGUCUGAGGAGGAGUGUGAUUUGCCUCCUUUGCAGGUUGCCGCUGACGCGCUUGAGACGAACCCAGUAAUCCCAACUGGGGUUGAGGUUGGUUUUGGUCCCGCUGAGAUUCCAUCAGAUCUCUUUGAGGAGUCAUCACAGUCAUCAGUCCAUGAGCACUUCGGGUGUAGGAUGUUGGAGGUCUCGAAUUCAGGUCAGGGUACAAGUGAGUUUCCUGGAAGACCGUCCUCGCCUGACCCAGGCAUAGGAGUACCUACCGGAGAUCCAAUUGCAGUGUUCAGGGAGCGUGCCUAUGUGAGAGGCUCUUCAGAGGUACACUUCACGCCAGAGGCUAAACGCGUUGAGGAGGACAUGUACACUCCUGACGUUGAGUCUAUCUUGGAGGGAUUGACAUCCUCUCUAAGGGUGGUACACAAUGUUGCACCUUCAGAAGUCAAGAAUCAUCUUUCAAAGUGGCAUCAGGCGGCCUUGUCUGAAGUGAAUGCCUUGGAAGGCAUGAAGGGAAUUCGCCGGUUGGUUGGAGAGGAAGCGGUGCGAGAGUCAAGGAUGCCUGGUACGCAAAUUCUCCCUGCCAAGACGGUUUUCACGGUUAAGCCCGGGUCCGGUAAGGAUCUGUUCAGACGCAAAUGCCGUGUUGUAGCAUGCGGGAACUUCGAAGCCAGGGAUGCUGUCACUGAUGUUUAUGCAAGCGGUAUUCCCGCGGAUGUCCUUCGAGCGUGUCUCAUUGAAGCAUCGGCGCGGAGCUACGGAGCUUACAUCACUGAUGUAAAAAAUGCCUUUCUCCUGGCGUCGAUUCCAGAAUCUGAAAAGGUUCGCAUUCUCCUUCGCCCGCCGCGAAUUCUUGAAUUGCUUGAGAUUACCCAGCCUGGGGAACUAUGGUACGUGGAGCGGGCCAUUUAUGGCCUACGUCAGUCGCCACGUUGGUGGCAGGACCACAGAAACGCAGUCUUGAGUGGAGCGCGCUGGCAGACGGACCACGGUACUGUUCGCCUCGUACAAUCCAGCAUCGAGAGCAAUCUUUGGACACUGGUUACAGAUUCCAAUCAGACGGUCGGGUACGCAAUCGUCUACGUAGAUGACCUGAUGAUUCUGGCCAGUCCGAAGGACGCUGAACUUGCCUAUGCUUGGAUUCGAAGUACUUGGGAGUGUACUCCCCUGCAGGCCGCUUCGCCCGAUGAUCCAAUCACAUUCCUUGGAGUGGAAAUUCAUGUGGAGACCACAGAGUCUGGAGCGAAGGGCUUUGCCUUGUCACAAAAGGGAUAUGUGGAUGAGUUGAUGCGAUCUUAUCAACUUCCUGCAAGGGUACGAGCCAGUCCGCUGCCGCGUGAGUGGGUCAAAGAACUUCCGGAGGAGGAGGCCUAUGAUCCAGACACCCUUCGUCGGGCUCAGAAGGUGACAGGUGAAUUACUAUGGAUCUCGCAGAGAUCUAGGAUUGACAUCGCCUAUCCAGUGGCCUUGAUGGGAUCAUGGUGUACACGUUCGCCAGGGCUGGUUGUUAAGAUGGGUCUUAGGAUUUUGGAAUAUCUUGGAUCCACCAGUGAACACCGCCUCUCGUUGACACCGGAGCCAGAUGCUGAAAGGCGGAUCAAGGUAUACACAGAUGCUUCAUUCUCUCCGUAUGGCAGUUUUUCAGUCACAGGAGUGUUGAUCAUGUACUUGGGCAAGGUGGUACUAUGGAAGGGGAAGAGACAAACGAUUGUCUCUUUGUCUACGGCUGAAGCUGAGCUUGUUGCUGCCUGUGAGGGAACGGUUUUAGGACAGAGUGUCCAGGCUUUGGUAGGUGAGUUUACUACAGGCUUGGGUCCUAUGCUUUUGCUAGUGGAUAAUGUAGCGGCUAUCACUAUUGCUGAAGGUGGUGGCUCUCUGCGCACACGUCACCUAAGAGUAAGAGGCAACUUCAUUAAAGACUUGAAUGACCGAAAAGAGCUUGAAGUUGUACACUGUCCAGGCGACGUGCAGCUUGCAGAUGGCCUGACAAAGGUUUUGCCUCCCCCAAGACACCAAACCCUAAGUGGUUUAGUGGGUUUAGGACCCGCUAGGACCCUAGGACACGUAGCUGCAGUUGCUGCUCGGGACCCUGUGAGUCCCCGAGCUGCCGGUGCGGGUGCAAACGGUGGUGCUGUUGGUGGAGUUCUGAUGACCUUGAUCCUUCUCUUGCAGUUCUUUGAGAAUGAGGCUGCUGAUGAAUCCUCUGUGGAUGAACCCUUGAGUCUUGAGUUGAGUGCUCUUGUGCUGAUGUUGGUUUUAUCUAUACUCUUCAUAUGGGAAACAGGGAAGCAAUGCCUUAGGGUUUGUCUUAGGCCCUCGGUUGCAAGUGUUCAGUCCGUUAGGCCGGAAGAAGAUAAUACCCCUGUAAGUAGCCGUAGGGCGCGGAGACAAGAUGCUGUUAGAAGGGCUAUUGAUAGGGAGGUUCCAGGUUUGAGGAGGAGGAAUGUAGACGAGUCGUCGUCUUCGUCUGCAGUGCCUGAGGCCCCUCCAUCACCCCUAGUGUAUGUAGAUGCUAGGCCGACUGCACCGGAGAUCCGAGAGUCUCCAAGGUAUUCUGUGCUGGCUUCUACUCCUAACUACGGAGCGUUGGUUCCUCCACCUCCACCACCGCAGGCUCCUGGAUUUAAGGCCCCUUCUUCAGCACCACGUCAUGGAUUUACAGCUCCUUCCGUUACAUCUCAUCUUGGAUUUCAAGAACCAUCAGGCAGUGUCUCCCUUGAGGGACCGGCGUCGAGACUCUCAGUCCCGCAUAGAGGUUUGGGGGUUGAUUCACCGAGUACUCGGGAGAUUGCCGUACAGACUGAGGAGUCGAGAGGACUUUCUCAUGAAGAAUUAGGUAGGCUCCAAGUUGUAACUACAAGUAGUCGUACACCUGGAGCAGUGCAUCUUUUUCCUACUUGUCAUGCCCUUCGAGGAGUAGCCCAAACCCAGCGUAGGACCUUCUGUAGGUAUUGCUUGCAGGCAGCUUCUCGGACGGGCAUUUAG
Symbiodinium sp. CCMP2456 is the source of this 8088-nucleotide messenger RNA. The record is from the annotation of a GenBank genome assembly. NCBI's taxonomy places the organism in Eukaryota, Dinophyceae, Suessiales, Symbiodiniaceae.